This is a messenger RNA of Trematomus bernacchii (emerald rockcod), 866 nucleotides long. Its product is annotated as lithostathine-1-beta-like. The transcript has 2 exons. The record is from RefSeq and is a predicted model, not a curated record. NCBI's taxonomy places the organism in Eukaryota, Metazoa, Chordata, Actinopteri, Perciformes, Nototheniidae. Bases 9 to 707 code for a protein of 232 amino acids.
CUUGUAAAAUGUGUCUUUUCAUUCUCACAGAAACAGGGCAACAGAAAUACUUUGUAAUUCAUGAAUCAAAGAACUGGCUUCAGGCUCAGAGCUACUGCAGAGAACAUCACACUGACCUGGUCAGUGGAAUCCCACAGAUCAGAUCAGAAGAAUUCAACAAACGGGUUGAUGAAUUCAAUGAUUCUACAUUGUGGAUCGGCCUGUUCAGAGAGAUCUGGAGUUGGUCAGAUGGGAAGAAUUUCUCUUUCAGACACUGGGAUCCGGACUCAUUUCUAGAAGUAGCCUCAAAGACAUGUGCUAUGACUAAGCCAAAUGGAAAAUGGAGCUGCGACAAUUGCACAGAUCAAAAACCCUUCUACUGCUAUGAGGACAAAGUGAUCCUGAUCAAAGAGAAUAAGACUUGGGAUGACGCCUUGGAUUACUGCAGAGAGAACCACCGUGACCUGGUCUCUAUCACUGACAGUCACCAGCAGAGAUGGGUCCAAGAGGGAGCCAAGAUGGCCGACACUGAGUUCGUCUGGCUGGGAAUGCGCUACACCUGCACUCUGGAUCUGUGGUUCUGGGUCAGUAAUCGUCUGGUCUGCUAUCACAACUGGGCCCAAGAAGACAAGAUUGAGGGUUGUGACAGGGCUACAGCCAUGAAGAGAGAUGGAAAGUGGUAUGAAAGGAAAGAAGGGAACUUUCUUAAUUUUAUCUGCGCCUUAUAGUACAUUUUUAAACCCACCGGUGUAUUUAUAUAAGCUUACUCUACACUGACUGUUCUCUGGGGUUUUUUAAUGGCACAAUGACAUGUCAAUAAAUCACAACCUGAAGAUGGUAGAACAUCAUUUAUGAAGGUAUCACUUAAUGCAGAUUAGUCAUUGAGA